ACAUGUUACAUAGCUUGCUCAACUUCUCCUAUUUGUUCAUGCAUAUUAGGACAAUUUCUGCAGGUUAUUUAUUGAUAAACUUCAUUCACUAAUCUAGGCCCCCUGCCCCUGCCUCAUGGAAUUUAUAGUAUUUCUGCAGUCUAGGAUGUAUGCUUUACUAUAGAUGUAAACGGCCUUCUAUCUGUUUCUGUGGAAGAAACAACCACUGGUUAUAGGAAUGAGAUUACCAUAACCAAUGACCAAAAAAGGCUUUCAGCUGAGGAGAUUAUAAGAAUGAUUCAUGAAGCUGAGAAUUAUCAGGUUGAUGAUAGGAAGUUCAUGAAGAAGGCUAAUACAAUGAAUGCUUUGGAUGACUAUGUUUACAAGAUGAGGAAUGCAUUGAAUAAUAAGAAUAUCAGUUCAAAGCUUUGUUUACAAGAAAGGGAGAAAAUCAAAUCUGUAAUUUCGAAGGUGACAGAUUUGCUAGAGGGUGAUAAUCAGCCGUAUGAAAUAGAGGUGUUUGAGGAUCAUCUGAAUGAGCUUGUGAACCUCUUUGAUCGUGUCAUUGGCAAGUUUGCUUAGAUGUUUUUUAAGUUUUUAUUUUUUGCAAUGCUGAGAUCUGUCAUUUUGUUUGUAUUGAAUGCAAACUUUUCUAAUUUAUGAUGUUGUAGUUUAAUAUAUUUGUGCCUGACAUGUUUUAAAUUGUUAUUAUUGUUGACUUUGGCUUUUGUUAUUGUUAUUGAAUUCAUCUUUGGAUCAGUUCACAAGAACAAGCUUUGCUAUGCGUUGUUCAUCUUUCUCUGAAUGGAUCUCUGUCAAUAUUGUUGUGGAAAGAAACAUACGUUCAAUAUUGUUUCUUGUUUGUGCAAUUAUUUGUGGCUAUAUAUAUCAGUGUCCACCAUUUCGGUUAAGCUACCAGGGGCUGGGAGAGCCCUUGUGCUUUGCAGCAUUUGGGCCUUUUGCCACUUGUGCUUUUUAUUUAUUACAUGGCAGUUCAAGUGUGAUGAACCAUUUCCCCUUAAGUGGAACGAUUCUUUCAGCAUCAAUUCUUGUUGGCUUCACAACAUCUCUUAUCUUGUUUUGCAGUCAUUUCCAUCAGGUGGAAGGAGACAGGGAGGUUGGGAAAAUGUCACCUUUGGUUAGACUUGGCACUAAAAAAGGUGCAGAGGUAGUGAAAGGGGCAAUCUUUAUGCUCUAUGCUCUUUUGGUUGCUUUUGGUCUAAUCAAGGCACUUCCUCUCACUUGUAUAUUCCUUUGUGCAUUGACCUUGCCGAUGGGAAACCUAGUAGUUAGAUUUGUCGAAGACAAUUACAAGGCAAGUGAAUUUUUCUUAUAGACUUGUCUGUUGGUGUAUUUCUUAUAGUUUGCUAUUAAACCUAAGUUGUAUUCUCACAUAACAAAAAUAAGAUUUUCAUGGCUAAGUACUUCUGUGUGAGGCUUCAUGCAUUGUUUGGAGUUGCACUGGCUUUAGGACUAGUGCUGGCUCGAAAGAGUGUGGAUGACCCUGGAAGACCCCCUGGCAUUGUUCUUAGUGCUGCCACUUCUUUUUGGCUUCCUGUUCCUCCUAAACGAGUCUUUGACUUCCUCCGUGAUGAAAACUCUAGGAAUGAGGUGCUUUGGUUUUACCCAUUAUACGUGUUUAGCAUAGUUCUUAGCACAAUUUGGCAAUUAGCAUAUUUUGCUUUACACUACUAAAAUAGAAGCCAAUUGCGCAAUCUUAUUUCAAAGUUUCCUAUUACUACUUCAUUCUUAAUUACAUAAAUGUACAGGUCUUUAUUCUUGUGUAAAAGAACAUAAAUGAACACGUCUC
Molecule: messenger RNA, 1789 nt
Organism: Glycine soja
Lineage: Eukaryota; Viridiplantae; Streptophyta; Magnoliopsida; Fabales; Fabaceae
Product: 2-carboxy-1,4-naphthoquinone phytyltransferase, chloroplastic-like
Exons: 7
Coding region: 761-1315 (184 amino acids)
Biological process (GO): phylloquinone biosynthetic process
Cellular component (GO): membrane
Molecular function (GO): prenyltransferase activity
Source: RefSeq, a predicted model, not a curated record